AUGGAGCUGCAGCCGCUACGACAACUUGACACUUCUCGCUACGACAGCGUCUCUAAGUUACAGCCUGCCGUGAGCAGCAAAGCCGCGGUCAAUACCAAGCUAUCUAAUGUUUUUGGGGAUUCCCGUGACAUUGAGCGGAUUAGUCGAAAUUUAGAUAAUGGAAAUUUCGGAGCUGCCAUUGAUUCAAUCAUGGCGUUGGUAUCGGUCGUUUUUGCUGGCUUGUACAUUAUCAACACAUACAUUCCGUACAACAGUCUCCCCCACACGAUUUGGGUACUUGAAUUACUCUGUGCAUCGCUCUUUACUGUUGACUUCGCUUUCCGAGGCGUUUAUCUUGCUGCAAAUCGUCGUCGAGAAUACUUGCAAUCAGUAUCAGCUCUCGUCUACACUGUUAACAUCUUGCCUGUGCUUCCAGCGUCAUUCUUCAUCCGCUUUCAUACGUUCUGGUACGGUGAAUCGUGGUGGCGCUUCGUUUACCCGAUGCGCUUUGCCAUGUGCUAUAUGACUGGAAAAGCGGUGCUGAGUCGUUACCACGGGAUCCUUAAUCCUGUGCGACAAUUUGCGCUCUUGUGCUAUUUGCAGAUUACGUGUAUCUUGCUUGGAGCUGCUGGAAUCAUUCAGAUUGCCGAGACAAUGGACGGAACGCUUUCAGUUAAAAAUCUUGGUGAAUGGACAUUUUUCAACUCGUUUUUCAACUCGGUUAUGACGUUCGUGACAAUUGACAAGCCUCCGUCGGAUAACGCAUUAUCGAAGAUAUUUGUGGGCGUGCUUGUUUGCGUAUUUGUCUUGGUCAUCCCAUAUCAGAUCUCAAAUGUUAUGGAUCUUAGUCAGUCCGUCUCACCGUACGAGGAAGCCAAAUACACUCCUUCUUCCAGCAGCAAACAUGUUGUGCUUUGUGGAGAUCUUACUCCGUUGCGAAUUAGCCACUUUUUUCACGAAAUUUUUCACAAUGAUCACGAUUUCGUUGGCGUCCAUGUCAUUGUACUAAGUGAAGAAGCUCCCGUGACGUCGCUAAAGGCACUUCUUUUGGACCCUUUCUUUGCAAAACGCGUGUGGUUUAUCCAGGGAUCCUUGCUUGAAGUUGAUGAUGCAAAGCGCGCAGCUUGCGACUCAGCUGAAGCUAUUUUUAUGUUGUCGAACCGUGCAGUUGAUGAAGAUUCGUCAGUAAGUGACCAUCGCACACUGAUGCGUGUACUUGCGGCGAAGCGCCAGGCACCAAAGGCGCGAAUUUUCGCGCAACUUCAUCGAUCCGUACACUGCCAGCUUGUUCGCGAUAUGGGAGUUCAGGACGUUCAAUGCGUAUCUGAGGUUACGCUGUCCUUACUUGGCCAAAACUGUAUUUGCCCUGGGUUUUCAACCUUUAUGUACAGCCUCACGUCGACUUCAAGCUUUGUUGAUGACGAUAAUGAAGGUUUAGGAAGUGAUGCGAAGCGUAAAAACCGAUCCACAAUUGUUAAUAAGGGCGAGGGAUCUUGGGCGGACCGAUAUUUGCUUGGAGCGAGUCAUGAGGUGUAUGUAGUCGAACUUCCUUCGCCUUCUGUGGUUGCUGGCAAGACGUUCUCGGAAGUGGCAUCACUCGCCUACUCUCAUUGUAACGGAAUAAUUGUCUUUGCCGUUGCUGACGGGCCUCGAGAAAAAGUGGUUCUGAACCCAGGUGACACAUACACGUGUGCAGGUGGAGAGACGGCGUACGUAAUUGCGCAAACCCAAGCCGAUGCCAGUUCUUUAACUCAUCUAUCUACAUCUGCUUUAUUGCCGCUUGCAUGGAGAGAAUUGCAAAAUUCAUCUCCAGCAUCAUUUAUGCGCAUGAAGAUCGGCUCGAAUGAUGAGUUAAAAACGAAUACGCCUCCUAGACGACAUCAAGCACGCCUCAUACACUGGCAAUUUGUAGAUUACGAUAUACCGGAGCCUGAAAACGAGGUGAAAGGAGAAGAAGAAUGCAUGACCAAUUCGUCUAUCAAAAAGUCCUAUAAGACGGCCAGAGAUGCUGUCAUUGAAGAUAUCGAUGAACUUGGCUGCGGGGUUGCCCCAAUCGUGAUUUGUGUUAAUGCUAAAGCAGCUUUUGUUUACGAACUGGAGCACCUGAUCCGUCCUUUACGCGCUCGCUCACUCAAGCAGUACCAUCCGGUGGUGAUUUUAUCAGCCAGGCUUCCUGAUGACGAUAUUUACCAGAAUUUGAGCUACUUUCCUGAUGUAUAUUUCAUACUUGGUGACCCUUUUCGUCAUAAGACUUUGUGUCGAGCAGGGAUUUCGGAAGCCUAUCGAGUGUUAAUUUUGGCAACUCCGAAUUCUGCUUCGAAACACAACGCAGAAUUGCUGCAAGAUGCUGAAUCUAUUGCGCUUCACAAAUUCAUCACAAGCUUCAUUGGUGUCGUAAAGGCCCCACGAGUUAUCAUUGAGGUGGGAAGUCGUGCAAGUGUGCACUUUAUCGCGCAAAAUUUGCAGGAAACGGGCUGGUUUUCUAGUUUUGAAAGGAACGACCAGCUCGCAAUGUUUUCAUCCUCGGAAACUUUUUCACGCAACUUUUUUCUCUCACCUGCGUUCACUUCCGGAUUAACUUACAGCACUUCACUGUGCGACAGCCUUCUAAUCAAUCAAUUUUUUAAUGGCCGGAUAAAAAAGAUAUUGGGAGAAUUUAUGUUCACCUCCGGUGCGGGUGACGCAUGGGCAGCGUUGCGGGGUGAGAAAGCGAAAACGGAUCUUCAGCGUAGCUCUCUUUUCGCCGUCGAGGUGCCGCUUGAUUUUGUUGGACGUUCGUUUGAGUAUGUUUUCCAUUAUCUUCUAUCAUCAGAUGAUAUUUUAGUGAUUGGACUCUAUCGCUGCUUUCCUUACGUGAAUACUGCAAGCGAGACGACGUCUAAGGCCCGAAUUGAAGUGCCUGAAAAGGACAGAAGUGUGCCAUUUGGCUACGUGUAUGUCAAUCCUCAGCCUUUUGAAGUCCUUACAGGUGAUGACUUGCUUUACGUUCUGACGGACAAGCAACCCUGUUGGGUAGAAACUUAG
Molecule: messenger RNA, 3003 nt
Organism: Plasmopara halstedii
Lineage: Eukaryota; Oomycota; Peronosporomycetes; Peronosporales; Peronosporaceae
Product: calcium-activated potassium channel subunit alpha
Exons: 6
Coding region: 1-3003 (1000 amino acids)
Biological process (GO): potassium ion transport
Cellular component (GO): membrane
Source: RefSeq, a predicted model, not a curated record